This is a messenger RNA of Drosophila arizonae, 1852 nucleotides long. RefSeq names its product 5-hydroxytryptamine receptor 7 (gene 5-HT7). Gene Ontology annotation, molecular function: G protein-coupled receptor activity. Lineage: Eukaryota; Metazoa; Arthropoda; Insecta; Diptera; Drosophilidae. Gene Ontology annotation, cellular component: plasma membrane. The record is from RefSeq and is a predicted model, not a curated record. Gene Ontology annotation, biological process: adenylate cyclase-activating adrenergic receptor signaling pathway; positive regulation of MAPK cascade.
UAAAUUGCUCAUACGACACGCUGUACGAGGCAAAUUCUUAUUUGCCAGGCACAAAGGGAAAGUGCAAGCACAAAAGAAAUUCAUAAUUUGAUGGCUUCGCCUGGGCAGCAUUGCGUUGCAGCAGCAGCAGCAGCAGGAGCAGCCCGCCUACGACGCCAUCAGCAACUUCAGCAGCACAACAACAACAGCAGCAACAGCAACAGCAAUUACACCCGCAACAACAACAACAAACUGAUCUCCACAGCCACACUGACGCUGCUCAUACUCUGUCUGAGCAGCUGCAUAGCCUACGCCACGGCAGCAGCAACGUCGACGGAACCGCCGUCCACAAGGAGCCCGGACAGCGGCCCUCUGAGCGAUGAUUUUAACAGCAGCAGCGCCUUCCUGGGCGCCAUUGCAUCUGCCGCGAGCUCUGUGAACAGCAGCCCCAUUGCCAUUGUCAGCUAUCCGGGCAUCACGAGCAGCACUCCGAAUGGCAGCAGCAGCACGCUGGUGUCCAUGUCCGACACCCCGCUGCUGCUGGACGAGCUGGCUCCCGGCGAGGAGGAGUUCGAGCUGCCGCCGCUGCAAUCGGUGAUAGUGAGCAUCAUCCUGCUGAUUGUCAUCCUGGGCACUGUGGUGGGCAAUGUGCUCGUCUGCAUCGCCGUUUGCAUGGUGCGCAAGCUGCGACGGCCCUGCAAUUACCUGCUCGUCUCACUGGCACUAUCCGAUCUCUGCGUGGCCCUGCUAGUCAUGCCUAUGGCUCUGCUGUACGAGGUGCUUGAGCGCUGGAGCUUUGGCACGCUGCUCUGCGACAUUUGGGUGUCGUUCGACGUGCUCUGCUGCACCGCCUCCAUACUGAAUCUGUGCGCCAUCUCCGUUGACCGCUAUCUGGCCAUUACCAAGCCCCUGGAGUACGGCGUCAAGCGCACUCCGCGGCGCAUGAUGCUCUGCGUGGGCAUCGUUUGGCUGGCUGCCGCCUGCAUCUCGCUGCCGCCGCUGCUGAUACUGGGUAACGAGCACGAGGACGAGGAUGGCCAGCCCAUAUGCACAGUGUGCCAGAACUUUGCCUAUCAGAUCUAUGCGACGCUCGGCUCCUUCUACAUACCGCUCUCCGUCAUGCUGUUCGUCUACUACCAGAUCUUCAAGGCUGCACGGCGCAUUGUGCUGGAGGAGAAACGCGCCCAGACGCAUCUGCAGCAGGCGAUGAAUGGCACCGGCUCGCCGCAGACGGCGACAGCUCCUGCCCUGCCGCACACUGAGCUGGGCAGUGGCAACGGCGCUGGCCAUGGACACCGGCACAGCAGCAUAGGCAACACCUCGCUUACGUACUCCACCUGCGGCGGUCUGAGCACCAGCGGAGGGGGAUGCGGUGGUGGAGGAGGCGGCGUGGGCAUUACGCAUGGUCAUCAUGGCAGCGGCGGUGGCGUCAGCGGGUCAACGGGACUGCUGGGAUCUCCGCAUCACAAGAAGCUGCGCUUCCAGCUGGCCAAGGAAAAGAAGGCAUCUACUACGCUGGGCAUCAUCAUGUCCGCCUUUACCGUUUGCUGGCUGCCCUUCUUCAUACUGGCACUGAUCCGACCCUUUGAGACGAUGCAUGUGCCACCUUCGCUCUCCUCGCUCUUCCUGUGGCUAGGCUACGCCAACUCUCUGCUAAAUCCGAUUAUCUACGCCACGCUAAAUCGCGACUUUCGCAAGCCCUUCCAGGAGAUACUCUACUUCCGGUGCUCCAGCCUCAACACCAUGAUGCGCGAGAACUACUAUCAGGAUCAGUACGGCGAGCCGCCGUCGCAGCGCGUCAUGCUGGGCGAUGAGCGGCAUGGUGCACGCGAGAGCUUCCUGUGAAGCCAACGGAUCUCUGGAUACUUGGCUC